CGUCCAACCAUCGCUGCUGCCUCCGUGUCGCGCUUCCACCGCAGCAGCGAACUGGAAGGUAACCUGGAAGGUAAAAGCUUAGCUUAAAUGCACCGGCCUGCUAAACCAGACGCUCAACGCACGCAAAGUCGCUACCUUAUGUGCAUCUCUGCUCUUUGCACACAAUGCCACCGAAACGUUCCUCUCAAACCGGCUCGAAACGGGCCAAGAAGCCCAAGAUCAAGCCGAGCGUUAGCAUACUCAGUCUACCGGCUGAGUUACAUUUGUUGCUCAUCUCACAUCUGCCCAGCCGCAAAGAUCUGAAGCGUUUAUGUCUAACUUGCAAGAGCCUCUCGGCGGUCGCCACCUCAGUCCUCUACCGUCAUGUGGUGCUCAAGCUCUGUCGACUUAGAACCCAUCUCGAGAGAACCUUUAACGAGAAAAACGCGGGCCUUCUCCAUGUGCGCCAUCUAACCAUUACGGACCUUCACCGGGAAUACGAAGACAACCGUCAUGGAUGCACCUUGACGGAAGUACUCCGAGCGCUGCCAAGGGACGUUCUGCUUUCGUGCAGUCUGGAAACAUCGAAGCUCGUCGGCACGGAGGUCUCUUUCAUGCUGCGCAUUCGACAGCGACAGCUUACCAACUGCGAGCUUCACGCCAUCAAAACCGUGCCCCCAAUCGACUGCAUUCCGGACCGCGAUGAGCUUCGCAAUGUUACCUCGCUCUCGCUGUACCUAGCCAGCCGUCACGACCGCCAAAGAGCCGCAGCUGUGCUACUAGCAGCUUCGAAUACGCAGAAUCUUGCGCUCACUAUACCAGAUGACGGCUUACGAAAAAUCUAGGAAGAAGCAGGCCGGCUGCUAUACCAGACUGUAUCGAAGUUGUAUUCGCGCCAUGGCUCGAAGAUUCGACCGGAGGAAGGCGUCGUCUGAAGCGUCUCUUCUUCCAAGGCUUCGCAUUCGCAGAAUGCGCCGCACGUAUUGCGACCGCCAUCUCGCCACAGCACCUUA
Messenger RNA from Baudoinia panamericana UAMH 10762, 992 nucleotides. RefSeq lists its product as uncharacterized. Gene Ontology annotation, molecular function: protein binding. The record is from RefSeq and is a predicted model, not a curated record. Lineage: Eukaryota; Fungi; Ascomycota; Dothideomycetes; Mycosphaerellales; Teratosphaeriaceae. The transcript is spliced from 2 exons. Bases 165 to 824 code for a protein of 219 amino acids.